Penicillium canescens is the source of this 1218-nucleotide messenger RNA. RefSeq lists its product as uncharacterized. Lineage: Eukaryota; Fungi; Ascomycota; Eurotiomycetes; Eurotiales; Aspergillaceae. Gene Ontology annotation, biological process: triglyceride catabolic process. Bases 1 to 1218 code for a protein of 405 amino acids. The transcript is spliced from 10 exons. The record is from RefSeq and is a predicted model, not a curated record. Gene Ontology annotation, molecular function: triacylglycerol lipase activity.
AUGGCCUGGCGGUUAUUGCUACCCUUAGAAGUUGCGCCCUUGCAAAUCCUCUCGCUUAUUAGAAUGCUCUUGAACUCCGAGCAAUUGCUGGCAAGAGAUACCGCUGAAUUUGACGCAGAAGAUCUUUCUUUUAUCACAAGAAUGGCAGCUAUCGGCGAUUCCUACUCGGCAGGAAUUGGCGCUGGGGGUAGUAUUGGUCUGCCAAUAUAUCCCUACCCUUAUCUUAUUUAUACCGAUGAACGACUAGGCGAUCAAUCAGCCCGUACAUUUCAGUUCGUGUUAUGUUCUGGUGCAGUCACAGAGGAUGUCAUCAAAAAGGAGAUCCCUAGUAUUGAUAAUAACCAGCAGGUUAUAUUGAUAUCAGCCGGUACGUUUAAGCCUAAACUUUGCAAUAUAUUGAACAGAAGCGAGGUCUUAGGUGGCAAUGAUGAUACAUUAGAUCGUGGCUGCGAUAGGCAGUUAGCUUACUCAAAAAGUCUCAUCGCAGGGGAUGCCUUCAGCAAGAGCCUCGAUUCUGUUAUCACGGCGGCAAAAAAACUAGCAUCAGAGUUAGUACCAAAACUUUAUUAUUUAGGUGUGGAUGCUAACCAAAGGCAGUGGGAUAAUCUACUACACGGGGAACAGGGGAAACUUACGAAAGAUCAUCGGAAAACUAUGAAUGAACUUGUUAAUGCUAUUAAUACGCAAAUUUCGGCUGCAGUUAAGAGAGCGGGUGACCAAGUUAAGUUUGUAAACUACGACUAUUACGUAGGCCACUUCAAUAGCCGUUUCUGUGAGGAUAGUGUCGACGAAUCAACGAAGGAAAGCAACACAAGAAGCGAGAAUAGCCACCCGGAAGACACCUUCGAGGGCUCCGUAAACCAAUUGGCGCAAAUUACACUCCUAAUAGAUCCCGACGCCAAGCUCGUAGAUAAGGCCAUGGUUUCCGACGAACAUAGUGCUUCUACAGUUUCUAUAGCUUCUUUUGCCGCCUCUAAGAUAGUAUCACUCAAAACAACGGACGUAGCUAAGAGAGUGUUCCUAAACAUCCUGCCCGACGGAUACGGGCGUAUCAUUGCCUCACUAGUCAUCUAUGAAAUAGCUAAUAAGAACGAGCAGGAUAAUAGGCUUGUAGCAACCCCGGAGAGGUUAACCUUCGACUCUUAUGCUUAUGACAAGAUGCCUAUCCUGGUUGCCAACGUGGUGAAUGGUCUAGAUUCUGCCUCCGACCAUACAUAG